Molecule: messenger RNA, 1356 nt
Organism: Oncorhynchus keta (chum salmon)
Lineage: Eukaryota; Metazoa; Chordata; Actinopteri; Salmoniformes; Salmonidae
Product: ras-related protein Rab-9B-like
Exons: 3
Coding region: 357-968 (203 amino acids)
Biological process (GO): Rab protein signal transduction; retrograde transport, endosome to Golgi
Cellular component (GO): phagocytic vesicle; late endosome; lysosome
Molecular function (GO): GTPase activity; GTP binding
Source: RefSeq, a predicted model, not a curated record
UAUAAAAUCUCGGGUUUGUUGCAAAAAGAAACUGUUUGCAACCGUUUGGACUAAUUAUUACCCUGGACUGGAAAAUACUGGGGACGCGCCUCAACAAGCAAGUGUUCACAAUCCGUCAAAAUCUCAGAUGCAAAACUGGUCAAGCUACGAUUUAUAACACGGUACAGCAUGAGGUUGCAUUGACCCUGAUAGUACUACCCCAGUAGCCUAGCACGAGGUGAAGGCUGGGUCACAGUGGUCAGUAACCCAGCUAGAAGGCUUGGCUCCAGGCUAGCCAGCCUGCCAGCAGAGGGAGGGGGCCUUGCUACGGAACGGCCUGUCUGAGCUGCGGAGACUAGCAGCGGCGGGGGGUUGUGAUGAGCGGGAAGAGCCUGCUGUUAAAGGUGAUCCUGCUGGGGGACGGUGGUGUGGGGAAAUCUUCCUUAAUGAACCGCUACGUCACGGACCGCUUCGACGCCCAGUCCUUCCACACCAUCGGGGUGGAGUUCCUCAACAGAGACCUGGAGGUGGACGGGCGCCUGGUGACCCUUCAGAUCUGGGACACGGCGGGUCAGGAGCGCUUCAAGUCCCUGAGGACGCCGUUCUACCGUGGCGCCGACUGCUGCCUCCUCACCUUCGCUGUAGACGACCUGCACAGCUUCCAGAACCUGGCCAGCUGGAAGAAAGAGUUCAUGUUUUACUCUGACGUACGAGACCCAGAGAGGUUCCCCUUCGUUGUCCUGGGCAACAAGGUGGACAAGGAGGAGGGGAGGGAGGUGGGGGAGGACGAGGCUCGGGCCUGGUGCGAGGAGAACGGCUGUUGUCCCUACUUCGAGACCAGUGCUAAGGACGAUACUAACGUGGGAGUGGCAUUCGAGGCAGCGGUACGAGAGGUUCUGGCGGCGGAGGAUCAGAUCGACCACACGCUGUUGAGUAGCACUAUCGAUCUCCACGGCAACCGUAAAGUUCAGCGCUCUUCUUGCUGCUGAUUGGUUGAAAGGACUGGUUUCUCUCUCCGUCCAGCCUGUAGCAUCCUGAGGGCUAGAGAGCUGUUCUGCUCUCCACUGAUCUCUAUGGUUACUUACCUGAUGCAGGUACAAGCUGCUGAGACUGAUGAUCGGCUGUCAAUGCAGCUGAUUUUAAAGAGUGUUGGGUUGUCGGUAUCGACACAUCUGAUUUUUAAAGUUUAUCAAUGAGGUACAAUGUAACAGGUACACUAUGUUGUUCAACUCGGUCUGCUUUCAGCAGUAUAGCACAAAACUGCUCUUUACAUCCAGCCAGCUUCAUGUACCUGCCCUGUGUAAUGUUUUCAGCAUAUUUUGUUAUUUUUUAUUUAACUAGGCAAGUCAGUUAUGAAUAAAUUAUUAUUUUCAAUGA